AUGAGUAUGACUGAAAGUACGACCGUUAGAACGGAGAAUUCAGAAAUACAUGUAGUUGAGGCAAAUUUGAGUAGUACUCCAAUUCCUCCCGUCGGACGUAAUCCUGCUGAUGGAGGGCCUAUAGAGACUUCGGCCCAUAACAAUGGAGUACAAAUAGGAGUAACGCAUGAAAGUCCUAUGGACCCUAAUCAGAACAUAAUAUCACAAGUCGAUUUUGGCAGGGGCAACUCUGGGUUUCAAGCCGGUGUCAUUAACGGUGGUGUCAGCGGCAUCAGCUUCCACUACUCAGAAAAUCAGUCGAUAUUCGGUAGCCUUGUACAAGGAAGUCAACCUCUAGACACAUUCACCUUGGAGAUUCUCGCAAGAAGAGCCCAAGUCCAAGCCGGAAGAAGUACCGUGAGAAACCGAAGGAUCAAGUUGAGGCUCCUUCAGAUCGCCAAUGUCACCAAAUUUCUCGAUCGAGGCUUCGCGGAAUACUUUCAAGUCGCCGUGCUCUCAUUUGGCAAGCAACAUGCCCAGCAGCUACUGCAAGAUGCCCGCAAGACCAUAGCCAGGAUGCAGAACAAGCAGGACGACCCUGACUCUGCUGACAUCGGCGACCUCGGCCACUUUUGUGAACAGAGCGCAAUCACCUCGGGUAACUCUAAGCAGCGGCCUCCAAGAUUCACAAUUACCCAACGGCGCGAUGAAGAAACAUUACACUAUCUGCAAGAUGCGCUCGAGAUUCCUUACUGGGAAUUCAUGGUCGACAUAUUUUUGGGAUGGAAGGCGAACUCGAGUGCUUUAAGUGGAGACGUCGUGUUGCGUGUUUUGCACAGCACAAAACUGGAACUUCUCGAUGGACGACGGCGUCUUAUGGAUGAGAUGGCCACUUUGCAGGGCGAUGAUGCAGAGGAUAUAGCACCGAUCAUUGAUGGGAUUGAUGCUAGAAUCAGGGUUUUGGAUAGCCUUUGGGAUAGUGCAUCAUCCAAUCCUGAUGGCACUCAUUAUUCAUUGGUCUCCUUUUUGGAGCAGCCGCUACGCCAGCCUUUGAUUGCUGUCGAAGAGACGCCGCUUCCAUCUCAAGAUGAACAGAUCGGACGUCAAGUGGAAACCGCAACACUGAUCGCCCUAAUCCUACUCUUCAUCAUCGUCGCUACAAUCCCCGGAUACAAAGCUUUCGCGCUUUCCAUGCAAGACAGCGCGGUUGGAAGUAUCGGAGAUGCAGAUUUCUGGUAUCUGAUCCAAAGCAGUAUCAUGGCAGUAAUGGGCAACGUCAUCAUGGUUGUACCCUUGUUCAAGAAGUCGUGGUUCUCGCCAGCAUACGGUCUAAUGUGGGGAUUCUUCGCCCUCGGCCUUACUUUUGCAAUCGUCGCUGUUAUCAUCUACCCAUUACUCAACCCUGGCUGGAGCUCCAUGGUCGCUUUCUUUGGCUCCAUCGCAUCCGUUGCAUCAGUAUUGAUAAUGACCCAGGCAACCGCACGGGAGGGAACCAAGACCAAGGUCAAAACCGAAUAA
This is a messenger RNA of Bipolaris oryzae ATCC 44560, 1497 nucleotides long. RefSeq lists its product as uncharacterized. NCBI's taxonomy places the organism in Eukaryota, Fungi, Ascomycota, Dothideomycetes, Pleosporales, Pleosporaceae. The transcript is spliced from 3 exons. The coding region runs from base 1 to 1497 and encodes 498 amino acids. The record is from RefSeq and is a predicted model, not a curated record.